This is a messenger RNA of Phacochoerus africanus (Common warthog), 1411 nucleotides long. It is a transcript of the gene TAFA5, whose product is annotated as TAFA chemokine like family member 5. NCBI's taxonomy places the organism in Eukaryota, Metazoa, Chordata, Mammalia, Artiodactyla, Suidae. Gene Ontology annotation, molecular function: receptor ligand activity; G protein-coupled receptor binding. The coding region runs from base 175 to 552 and encodes 125 amino acids. The record is from RefSeq and is a predicted model, not a curated record. Gene Ontology annotation, biological process: G protein-coupled receptor signaling pathway. The transcript has 4 exons.
AAAGACACAACCCGGCUCCCGGAGCGGCGCCUCCAGUCGCGGCGGAGCGCGGCGUUGGCGCGGAUGGAGGGCGCGAGCGGGCGGCCUCGGCGGCUGCACCCGGCGGGGCGCUGAUGCGGCGCCUGGACCUCCGCUGCUCGACUUGGGGGGCGUCGGCCGAGUGGGCACUCCGCGAUGCAGCUCCUGAAGGCGCUCUGGGCACUCGCGGGGGCCGCGCUCUGCUGCUUCCUCGUCUUGGUGAUCCACGCGCAGUUCCUGAAAGAAGGUCAGCUGGCCGCCGGCACCUGUGAAAUUGUGACCCUGGACCGGGACAGCAGCCAGCCACGGAGGACAAUUGCCCGGCAGACGGCUCGCUGCGCGUGCAGAAAGGGCCAGAUCGCGGGCACCACGAGAGCCCGGCCCGCCUGCGUGGACGCUCGGAUUAUCAGGACCAAGCAGUGGUGUGACAUGCUCCCCUGUCUGGAGGGGGAAGGCUGUGACUUGCUGAUCAACCGCUCAGGCUGGACGUGCACGCAGCCCGGCGGCCGGAUCAAGACCACGACGGUCUCCUGACACACGCAGCCCUGCAGGGGCCUCAGGAGUGGCCUUGGCUCCCAGGAAAGGCCGCAGCUCCGCCACGGUCCUCCGUCCAUCGCGGACGCCGCCCGUCCUCCGCCACCCGCCCGCCCUCCAUUCCUCUCGCCCGCCAGGGACAGCCUGCUUCCUCGGACGCCUGAGCGGAGUCUGUCCGGCCGCCCGCGGAGCCAGGCCUGGGACGCAGCGGGGCCGCCCGCCUCCCGGCGCGGAGGCAGAGGAGGAGGCUGCCGCCGCCCAGCCAGCCCGAGGGAGGAGGACUGACCCUCUCCUUGUGCCCAGACUGUCCGAAUCGCUUUUAUUUUCUUAUCCUUCCAGUAUAUUCGAUAGACCAAAGAGCAAAGUCUAUUUUACCGCGGACCCGCCCUCACCAUCAGAGUCCCUGGGUCGACGGGGGGGGGGGGCCCGGGGCAGAGACAUGCUGGCGGCCCCCGCGGGGCGGAGGGGGCGGCCCCCGCAGAGGCCUCCACCCCACGAACACUGCGGCGGCGCAGCCUGAGACGGGCUGGAGGACGCGGCCGCCCCGAGGGACGCGGCCGGCGAUGUCCCCACGCGGAGCCCGCGGGCGCGCCUCCCCGGGAACCCAGCCCGCCGCGCGCACCCCGCUCCCCUGUGCUUAGAUGGACUUGAUGGUACCAAGGUCUCUUCUGUUUUGACCAGUCGAACACGCCUCUCUGCAGCCCCUCGGUAGUGGGUCAUCCGGAUUCGCCGUGAGCAUGUUGGGUCUCCCGUGACUGCUGUCUCAUCCCAUCACCGUUCGCUCCAGAAAGCAAAUUAAAGAAAACUCGAGCAACCCUUGUUGGAAAGAGAUCAUUAAAUGUAUUUUGCAAAGCCUAAA